GUCGGUUUGGCUCCGUUCAUAAAGCUGAAACUUCGUGGUCUGCAAAAGCCGUCGUUGUUCUGUUGCCAUCGUUUCGCUAUUGAUGCAAUCCCGUUGGCCGAAACGCGAUCGUCCAUCGAGACAUGCGUAACGGAGAACAUUAAACGGACUUAGUUCGAGUGUGUGAAACAAGGUACAAAAUGUCAUGAGAUCGAGUGAAUGGUGCUAUGGCUGUUAUUUGGCUAACGUGUGACAGACGUGUUAAUUGAUACGGAUUGCAAGCACUAGAAUCGGCGCUACCACGACGCAAUAUAAACCCAAACUGCGUUUCUAAGUUGGACGUACGGGGUGGAACAGUUUCACAAAGUGUAACAUAUAAAUGGAAAGUCAGCGCACGUUCCAGAAGUCAAGGUAGACAAUCGUUCAAGCGCUGUGCAGCAGUAGCAUCAGACCUACAAACAGAAACUUCAAAAAGGAUAACGCUAGGCUGAAGUGCGGGUCGUGGAAUCGGCGGCUCGACGUCUGGGUGUCGCGGUGUAGUUAGUUUGCUGUUGUGAAACGUGAACCAGUGACAAGAGAAAGGAUUGACAAGAAAAAAGGCUCAUCAAAACGUUAUUCCAACACUUCGCAGGGAUACGUGCUGACGACUUCUGCUCUACGAUCCUGUAAUUAAAGCAUGUGUUAAUUUUUAAACUUGGAAAUCUCGCGAAUAUGAUGUGUCAAUGUUGACACUGGCUAGAACAUCCUUCACCUCCGCGCCAAAGGGGGCGCUGUGAGCACAUUUAGCAUAUGCUUAUACUUCUCGUGCAAAUCACAGCACAUAAACCAAAACCUCUUACCACUGGUGUUCCUGCGGCUUCCUAGAGUCGUUCUGUCUGCGAGGAUUCAGUGUCAAAACGAAGUGCUUCCGUGCGCCUUUUUAGCACGGCGCUCACAUGAAUAAGACGUGAGAGGACGCCAAAGCAGAAUUCCGGCCAGCCAGGAUAGGAUGAGCCCAAUACUACUUGAACAUCCGCCCGUGUAGGCGUCGCUAGAGGAGGAGAUGCGAGCCUCAUCGUUACCCCUCGGGGUCCUCUGGGGAGGUCUCUUGUUGAUUAUACAACGGAUCAGCUUCUCUGAGGCAUGGCGGGGCUUCUGCCCUUUACGAUGCCAUUGUAACGAUGACGAGCUCGCAGUCCGUUGCGACGACGCAUCCUUGGACGUGAUUCCCAUUACGCUGAAUCCAGGCCUGCGGGAGCUCCAUUUAUCACGGAAUAAUAUUAAAAAUAUUCUCGGUUCGUUCAGCGUCUAUGCCCAGCUGGAAAAUUUGAACGUGAGCUAUAAUCAACUGGCGAACCUCAACAAAAACAAUUUUCACUUACGUCACCUCAAGCGAUUGGACCUCGGAAACAAUUAUGUGGAACAGGUCAAUGCAGAAACGUUUAAGGGAUUACAGAACCUAAACGAACUCAACCUGCACAGGAACUCACUCAGCACAUUACCAGCUCGGGCGUUCCACGACAUGCGCAACCUUGAAAUUUUGGACCUAUCACAGAACCAGCUCGUCAAGGUCGACUCUGCGGCCUUCAUCGGUCUAGUGCGUUUACACAGACUCAUCUUACGCGCAAAUUCGUUUGAAGAGAUCCCGAGUGAAGCGUUUGCCCACCUAUCUCAUUUGCACACGCUCGACUAUGGAGCCAAUUUGUUACCAAGUAUACCGAAUCACGCGUUCCACUACCUCAGCCGCUUACGGGAGCUAUAUCUAGACAGGUGUGGCAUUGUAUCGUUUGAACCCAACGCGUUCAGCGGACUCGUAUCGCUCAUCGGCCUUAACCUCCAGUACAAUGCAAUUGAGGAAUUCCCUUCAACAAGCCUUGCGGAACUUCAUAAACUCGAGGAAUUGACCGUUGGAGGGAAUCGCUUUACCCAAAUUGAGUCAGACGACCUAAGGGUCCUGCCAGCUCUAAAGAAAUUUAGCCUAACACAGUCGGAAACGUUUGAGACCAUUGCUGAGGACGCAUUUUCACGGACGCCGAAUGUUGAACAGGUGAUAUUAGAAAAUAACAAACUUUUUCAGUAUCUGCCUGAAAAACUUUUUGCGCAGCUGCGGGUUCUAAAGCACAUCAGUCUACGAGGCAACUCUUUGCAGUUCAUCCCACCAAGGGCUGUACCUAUAGAGCAGUUAGACUCUUUAGACGUAUCUUUGAACCCGCUCGUUUGUAACUGCUCCGUAGAAUGGCUUUGGACUCAUUUGAGGUUCCAUGAAUCGAUUGGCAAUUACCCCAAUAAUAGCUCAGCAGUCCGCUGCGGCGGUCCUACCCAUCUGGAGAACGAGUACAUCAAGAACUUGUCAAAAGUCGAUCUCGACUGCGAUGGGCCGACAAAGCGUGGUAUGCUUGUUGUGUGUAUAGCAUCAGCCUGUCUGUUAGGUAUUCUAAUCGCGGCAGGAGUAGCAAUAUGGUGGCGACGACGCUCCCAGAUAUUACUGAUUAAGACGAAACAGUUGCAAGCAGCUUGCUGUGAUGGUGUAGGCGCGGGUAUACUUGGGACCUCGCCUAUGGUGCAUCACGCCACUGACUUACACAGUAUGCACCAUAGCUUGCAUCAUAACCAUCUACAUCAAGCAUAUCUAACGCAGGCCCAUUUCGGUAGUCCUGGUGGAGGAGCUGUCCAAAGCGGCACUCUCGGAAGUGGCACUUUGCCAGGUGUUGGCAGUGGUGGGGGCGGCUUGCAACUACAGCAAGCUCAGCAACAACAAUCGCCCUAUCACAACGGUAGCAGUGGUUCGUCCUAUUACUCGAGUCAGCACACUCUUAACUCGACGGGGUAUCUGAUAGCCAAUCCGAUGGAUUCAAUGAUGAACCAGCAUGUUUAUAUGACGGUCGGUCCACCCAGUCCACAGCAUCAACAAAACAUGCAAGGUCACAAGCCACCGCCAUCUCCUCCCAUGAGUCAAGCGUGCGUAAACUACUACACGAUUUCAACCACCGAAAAAAAGUACAAGUCCGCAGGUGCGCCCCUUGCCUACAUCUGAGCUGAUAGCGUGUAUAAAUAUUUAAAACCUUAUACAUCACACGCGCCUAAAUAACCCACUAGAUGGAGGCAACGGAACGGUGAUGGUCUUUGAACCGAUUGACCUUCAACAACCGUCGAAAAUGCCAUCAAAUACUUACUGCUGUCUAUCUGGGCCUAUAGUAGAUACCUAUAACAACAGUAAUAAUAAUAAUAAAAAAACAUGGGUUUGGGUGGUCGGUAUGACUUUGAAGCAAAAGCUAGUGCCCAUCCUCACUUGUCAAAUGUCAGCCUUUGUUUUGUAGGCUAUAUUAAACUUAACUGACUGAGGGUUUGGGCGCGCACUUGAGCAGUGCCAAUAUUUGCCGUAGAAAAAGAAUAAAUCCACUUCGUGUAAAUAUAGGAAGACCAACACACAAUUUCAGCAUAGAUAAAAUAGAUACGAAUUGAAGACAACGCAAAUUCGACAGAAGAAAGAAAUUAACAGAAGACAAAGAACGGAUGAAGUAAAAAUACGAGUCGAUUUAGUCAUCAUCACAAGUAUAUGCACACAACUCGUGUACACUUGUAUAGCAGGCAUGUCCGGUGACAACAAACGAUGACCCUUCUCCCCAAUCCAACCAACAAAAAGAAGAAGCCAUUCUUUUUCCCCUGAAGCUUCCGCCUUCCUCCGCCGUUGCCGGUAAUGCCACGAUGAAAAGCGUGCACAAUUGUAAAUAAGGUUAUAUAAAUACGAUAAUAACAAUAGCGGUAAUACUGGAAAUAACAAGAUGGAAAAAGUCACGGAACGUAGAAGCAGAUGAAACCAAUACAGCUAAUAAGAGCGAGCGUAGACAGACGCUCAUGUUCCUGUACACUGCACUGCCUCACAUUCGCCAGAAUGACGAAACAGUAGGAAAAAGCCGCCGGGACAUCGCGUAUGGACUAACAGAGUGGUUUUCGUCCGCAGUAUCUGCCAUUUUAUCGGAAGAUAGCUAUAGCCACAUAGCACUUUAAAACAGGUAACAAAGUAAAGAUUGACAUUGGACAGUUCGUUGGAUAAUCGUGAUUUCACAGCCUACUACAUGCGAUAUAUAAGAUAUAAUUGGAUUAACAUAGAAGCUGUUAUACUAUUUGACGCCAUAUUGACGAGAAGAGAGAAAAAUUAGAGAAUUGUAUACGACUCAACUAACUGGCAACAGGUGCCAAUAUAAGAGCGUCUUCUAAUUAGUGGCUAUUUGAUAAUUAUUUUCAUAGCUAUCGUAUUCAGAGCGAACCAGACCUAAAGCAGAAACAGAGUGCGUCAAUGUCACGUUAGCCUCUCGCCUGCAAUAUAGACAGUACCGUUAACGAGCACAAAUACUGUGAGAUCGAAGGGCAUGGAGCUAGCGUGCGUGUGUGCGUUUGUUGCUUAUAGAACAUAUCGGCCAUUAUGGGAACGCCAGUGAUGAAAACGAAGCAAAGAAGGAAAAACCGAAAACGCCACACGUUCAACGGACUAACUGGCGAGAGAUAUUAUCCUGACGAUGGCACGAUGACGAGUGUGGACUUGCACGCCAAAAACUCUGCCUAGUCCGUACCCCUAGUCUACGUCGACUAGGGACAGUCACGCAUUUUAAAUCAAUGCGCCAAAUACGUCGCCACCGGAAAUUGUCACGGAAGUGAACGCAGUUUUGUAAACCGGAAUCAGCACAUCCAUCCUCUCCUUGCCCGAAAAUCCCCUUCGCCCUACCCCAAAUCGCUCUCAACGAAUCAUAACGACAAAAACAAUUCCUGCCAGUUAUAAACUGGUCCCAAUGAUGAUAGAAAGUGAUACAGAUAAGAACAGAUAUUUAAAAAUCUACCAACCAACGCCAAAAAAAAGAGAGUAUUAUGUGUGGUGAACGCGUGAUGAUGAAAUAGGGACAGGCAAACAACGACUGAGACACACGGAAAGACACACUGAGAGAACAGGUAUAUAUAUAUAUAUAUAUAUAUAUAUAUAUAUAUAUAAUAUAUAUAUGUAUAGCAAAAGUGAAAAAUAUUAAGAGAAAAGGAGCGAGAGGA
Varroa destructor (honeybee mite) is the source of this 4995-nucleotide messenger RNA. RefSeq lists its product as uncharacterized. The record is from RefSeq and is a predicted model, not a curated record. Gene Ontology annotation, molecular function: protein binding. Lineage: Eukaryota; Metazoa; Arthropoda; Arachnida; Mesostigmata; Varroidae.